CGCCACUCUUUUCCACACAGUUCAAACUUAAAAAAUAGAAAGAAAUCCUGAGUUGUCUCUCCAGUCUUCCACUCUGGAAUCUCAGUCACGCAGCGUAAAAUAAAUGUGCAAAUCAUAUCCGACAAUUAUUUCACAUAUCGUACAAUAUGGUAUGUAUUCUCAAGCUUUUCCUGUUCUCUUCUCUUCUGUUCUGUUCUACUCUUCAUAUUCAGACCGUUAUAUAUGCAAGACACGAAUCCUGGAAUCUCUCCCUCGUACCUCAUAAACCCCUGGGGUUUCAAAUACUUUUCUCCCUCACUCCGCUGACCUGCACGUGCUACUCAUGGGCUGCGGCGCCUCCAAGCUCGACGACCUACCGGCGGUGGCUUUAUGCCGCGACCGCUGCAAUUUCCUUGAGGAAGCAUUACGCCUGAGCUACUCCCUCGCCGAUGCCCACGUUGCGUACUUGCAGUCCCUUAACACGCUCGGCCCCACUCUCCACCGUUUCUUUACGCAGAUCACUGAGCAUUCCGAUUCUGAUCCGGUUCCUCAACCUACAAAAUCCUCUCCGCCUCAUUGUAUUUCCCUCUCCAGCUCGAAGUCAGAUUCGAAAGCAAAUUCUCACCUCGAAUUCCGUUCUGAUUCCGAAGCGGAUGACGCAGAGAAAGAAAUAGACUACUUUAGCGGAAUACACCACGACUUCCUGAGUCAUCACCAAAGCUUAGCACCUUCGCCGCCGCCUGCGAGCAACUCCGCUUGGGAUUUCUUGAAUUUCUUCGACGCGUAUGACCGAUACGAACCGCUGUUCAAUCACAAAGAGGAAGUCCCCGAUUUCGAGCCCGAGCCGGUGAAGACGAAAACCGAGGAACACGUAAAAUCCAACGAAGAUGUGCCGAAUUUGUCGGCCGAGAACAAAGUUGUUUCGGAGAAAGAUCGGCCUGAGACUCCAACCGCCACACGCGGUGUCUCCGAAGCAAUGAGAGAAAUUCAGGUUCUGUUUGAUAAAGCUUCAGAUUCAGGCAAUGAAGUUUUAAAGUUGCUAGAGGUCGGAAUAUUCCAUUAUCAUCAUAAAGUUGCCGUUAAUCAAGUAGCUUCAUGCAAGGUUUUGCACGCGAUAACUCCGUCUUUGCCACGAAGAAGCGUGGAAAAAUUCUCUCCGUUGAUUAAGAAGAAUACUAGUUCUGAUCAUCGAGAUAUCAUGGGCUUGGGUUCUGAGAACAUUUCUUCUGUUUUGGAGAAGCUGUGCAUGUGGGAGGAGAAGCUCUAUACUGAAGUCAAGGCUCUGGAAAAAUUUCGUGCAAUUCAUGAUAAGAAGUGCAGGGAGCUGACACUUUUGAAUAAAAAGGGUGCUGAGGCUUCUAAAGUUGACUCAGUUCAAUAUUUGAUCAGGAGUUUAUCUACCAAUAUGAGAAUUUCAAUUCAGGUUAUUGAUAGGACAGCAAUUACAAUAAACAGGAUGAGGGAUGAAGAGUUGUUGCAGCAGAUCAAUAAAUUAAUUCUUGUGUUAGUUGGUAUGUGGAAAGCCAUGCUAGAUUGCCACAGGUGUCAGUGCGAAGCAGUUGAAGGCGGCAAAAUUCUAGAUUGCAUUAAAUCCAAUGGGAAGUUUAAUUAUGCUGAUCUUGAAGCUGCCAUGGAACUCAAAUUUGAGCUUCAAAACUGGAACCUUUGCUUCUUUAAUUGGAUUGACAUCCAAAAGGCCCAUACCAAGGCUUUAAAUGGUUGGCUUUUGAGAUGUGUGCAUUAUGAACCUGAAGAAACACUUAAUGGUACAGUGCCCUUCUCCCCUGCUAAGAUUGGUGCACCUCCUGUGUUUGUGAUCUGUAACCGGUGGUCACAAGCCAUGGAUAAAGUCUCAGAGAAGGAAGUGAUUGAAGCUAUGCAGGGAUUUUUCAUGACCUUAAAUCAACUUUUGGAACCGCAUAUUGCAGACAUGCAGCUAAGGUCAGCUGCAGACAAGGGUGUGGAGAGAAAACUUAAAAUCUUGGACAGGGAGGAGCAAAGGAUACAAAAGAUGGCGCAGUCUAGAGAAAAAAAGAUGGUUCAUGUCCAGCCUAGGCGUGAGAUUGUGAAUUCUAGCAGUCUGUUAUCAGGUCUGAAAACGAUUUUUGGGGCCAUGGAGAGGUUUACAGCCAACUCUGUGGAAGCUUAUGAGGAGCUUUGCCAACGCAUUCAAGAAGACGGGCAUGUCUGAGAGUGUUGUCUCGGUCCGUAUAUUUUUACAGAUAAGGUGAUAUGUGAUCAUUCUUUCUUAUGCAUAUCCAUGGUAUAUCAUGCUAUAUUCCAGCUUAAUAUAUGACUAUAGAUAUUUUAACUUCCUCUAGAGGAAAUUUGUGUUACAUUAUGGAUAGUGGAUCCUGAUUUUGUUCAGUGUUAUC
This is a messenger RNA of Juglans microcarpa x Juglans regia, 2354 nucleotides long. Its product is annotated as nitrate regulatory gene2 protein-like. Bases 323 to 2170 code for a protein of 615 amino acids. The record is from RefSeq and is a predicted model, not a curated record. The transcript has 4 exons. NCBI's taxonomy places the organism in Eukaryota, Viridiplantae, Streptophyta, Magnoliopsida, Fagales, Juglandaceae.